AUGAUGUCCUACAAGGUCCUGGCACUGGCACUCCUCUCUUGCACAGUCUCCGCCGCAACGUAUAAGGAUCCGGCCAUUCUCUAUUCUCAGGAGAAAUGCUCGGGAAAGGAGAUUGAAAUCAAGGCAGAUGACACCUGUGUUCUGCUACCAGUUGGAUCGAGAAAAAACAUCAACGGAGCUGAACUCCCAGAAGAUGUUGUAUGCGACUUCUAUACCGACGAGAAGUGUCAGGAGCCACUCUGGAUUGGAAUGGAGGACCCCGGUGAUUGCAGCUUCAGUGAGCUGGAAAUUCAGAAUAAGACAGUGAGCGUUCACUGUUAUGAUGGCUCGGCCAUCUAUGACGACCUGUAG
Messenger RNA from Penicillium pulvis, 351 nucleotides. RefSeq lists its product as uncharacterized. Lineage: Eukaryota; Fungi; Ascomycota; Eurotiomycetes; Eurotiales; Aspergillaceae. The transcript is spliced from 4 exons. The record is from RefSeq and is a predicted model, not a curated record. The coding region runs from base 1 to 351 and encodes 116 amino acids.